Elephantulus edwardii (Cape elephant shrew) is the source of this 2557-nucleotide messenger RNA. RefSeq names its product tuftelin interacting protein 11 (gene TFIP11). NCBI's taxonomy places the organism in Eukaryota, Metazoa, Chordata, Mammalia, Macroscelidea, Macroscelididae. The transcript is spliced from 12 exons. Gene Ontology annotation, cellular component: U2-type post-mRNA release spliceosomal complex. The record is from RefSeq and is a predicted model, not a curated record. Gene Ontology annotation, molecular function: nucleic acid binding. Gene Ontology annotation, biological process: spliceosomal complex disassembly. The coding region runs from base 29 to 2542 and encodes 837 amino acids.
UCCCUCCCCCUUCCUUUAGUGAGUGGUGAUGUCACUGUCCCACUUGUACCGGGACGGGGAAGGCCACAUGGAGGAGGACGAGGACGAACACGAGAACUUCGAGAUCACCGACUGGGACCUGCAGAAUGAGUUCAACCCCAACCGGCAGCGCCACUGGCAGACCAAGGAAGAGGCGACCUACGGCGUGUGGGCUGAGCGGGACUCCGAUGACGAGCGGCCCAGCUUCGGAGGCAAACGGGCCCGGGACUACUCCGCGCCAGUCAACUUCAUCAGCGCGGGGCUCAAGAAGGGGGCGGCCGAGGAGGCGGAGCUGGAGGAUUCCGAUGACGAGGAGAGGCCCGUGAAGCAGGAUGACUUCCCGAAGGAUUUCAGACCAAAGAAGUUAAAAACGGGGGGCAAUUUUAAACCCAGCCAGAAAGGCUUUGCAGGAGGCGCCAAGUCUUUUAUGGACUUUGGCAGCUGGGAAAGACACACGAAAGGAAUCGGACAGAAGCUUCUGCAGAAGAUGGGCUACGUGCCGGGCCGGGGCCUCGGGAAGAACGCGCAAGGUAUCAUCAACCCCAUCGAAGCCAAACAGAGGAAGGGGAAAGGCGCCGUGGGCGCGUACGGCUCGGAGCGCACCCCACAGUCCCUGCAGGACUUCCCCGUGGUGGACUCGGAGGAGGAGGCCGAAGAGGAGUUCCAGAAGGAGCUGAGCCAGUGGAGGAAGGACCCCAGCGGAAGCAAGAAGAAGCCCAAGUACUCGUACAAGACCGUGGAGGAGCUGAAGGCCAAGGGCAGGAUUAGCAAGAAGCUCGCCGCUCCCCAGAAGGAGCUUUCACAGGUCAAGGUCAUAGACAUGACGGGCCGGGAGCAGAAGGUCUAUUACAGCUACAGCCAGAUCAGCCACAAACACAGCGUCCCGGACGACGGGCUGCCGCCGCAGUCCCAGCAGCCGCCCCCAGGCGGCAGGGAGGCCAAGGCACCGGGCUUCGUGCUGCCCGAGCUCGAGCACAACCUGCAGCUGCUCAUCGACCUCACGGAGCAGGAGAUCAUCCAGAACGACCGGCAGCUGCAGUACGAGCGGGACAUGGUGGUCAACCUGUCACACGAGCUGGAGAAGACCACCGAGGUGCUGGACCACGAGGAGCGGGUCAUCUCCAACCUCAGCAAGGUCCUGGACAUGGUGGAGGAGUGCGAGCGCCGCAUGCAGCCCGGCUGCAGCGACCCCCUCAGCCUGGACGAGUGCGCCCGCGUGUUCGAGACCCUGCAGGACAAGUACUACGAGGAGUACCGCAUGUCCGACCGCGUGGACCUGGCCGUGGCCAUUGUUUACCCGCUCAUGAAGGACUACUUCAAGGACUGGGACCCCCUCAAAGACUGCACGUACGGCACUGAGAUAAUUUCCAGGUGGAAAACUCUGCUGGAGAACGGCCAGAUCCUAUCCCACGGCGGCCAGGACCUGUCGGCAGACGCCUUCCACAGGCUGAUUUGGGAGGUCUGGAUGCCUUUCGUCCGGACCAUCAUCGCCCAGUGGCAGCCGAGGAACUGUGACCCGAUGGUGGACUUCCUGGACAGCUGGGUGAACAUCAUCCCCGUGUGGAUCUCGGACAACAUCCUGGACCAGCUCAUCUUCCCCAAGCUGCAGAAGGAGGUGGAAAACUGGAACCCGCUGACGGACACCGUGCCCAUCCACUCGUGGAUCCACCCGUGGCUGCCGCUGAUGCAGGCGCGCCUGGAGCCGCUCUACUCCCCCAUCCGCAGCAAGCUGGCCAGCGCCCUGCAGAAGUGGCACCCCAGCGACUCCUCGGCCAAGCUCAUCCUCCAGCCCUGGAAGGAUGUCUUCACCCCGGGCUCCUGGGAAGCAUUCAUGGUCAAGAACAUCGUGCCCAAGCUGGGGAUGUGUCUGGGGGAGCUGGUCAUCAACCUGCACCAGCAGCACAUGGGCGCCUUCUACUGGGUCAUCGACUGGGAGGGGAUGAUCUCCGUGUCCAGCCUGGUGGGCCUUCUCGAGAAGCACUUCUUCCCCAAGUGGCUUCAGGUCCUGUGCUCCUGGCUCAGUAACAGCCCCAACUACGAGGAGAUCACCAAGUGGUACCUGGGCUGGAAAUCCAUGUUCUCGGACCAAGUGCUGGCCCACCCGUCCGUCAAGGACAAAUUCAACGAGGCACUUGACAUCAUGAACCGGGCCGUGUCCUCCAAUGUCGGUGCCUACAUGCAGCCUGGGGCGCGGGAGAACAUCGCCUACCUCACGCACACAGAGCGCAGGAAGGACUUCCAGUACGAGGCCAUGCAGGAGCGGCGCGAGGCCGAGAACAUGGCCCAGAGGGGCAUCGGCGUGGCCGCCAGCUCGGUGCCCAUGAACUUCAAGGACCUGAUCCAGACCAAGGCGGAGGAGCACAACAUCGUCUUCAUGCCCGUCAUCGGGAAGCGGCACGAGGGCAAGCAGCUGUACACCUUCGGCUGCAUCGUCAUCUACAUCGACCGGGGCGUGGUGUUCGUCCAGGGUGAGAAGACGUGGGUGCCCACCUCCCUGCAGAGCCUCAUCGACAUGGCCAAAUAGACCGUGGGGCCCAGG